AUGAAAUAUACAACAAUCGCUACAUCUGCUGCAUUUUUAACUACCGUAUUGGCCGCUACAGUACCAUCUGCGCCAUGGACUACUUUGACACCAACUGCAUCAAUUCCUUCAGAUGCCACAACUGAUUACGCAUCAAGUUUUGGUAUUCAAAUUGAAACUGUUGAAGAUGCUUCAGCUUUGUCAACUGAUACAGCCGCUGAUCUUAGUAGUAAAUUGGAGACUGCUUCUGCUACACUCAAGAGAAGAGCGGUUGUUAGUGCCUUGUCUGAUGGUCAACCAAAUGUUAGAUCUGGUUCAUAUUCAAUCUUGCCAACUUCAUCUUCAUCAGUUGCUCCAGUUGCUCAAAUCACUGAUGGUCAAAUUCAACAUCAAACUACUGCUGCUGCUGCUUCGGUUGUAAAUCAAAUCACUGAUGGUCAAAUUCAACACCAAACUACCGCCUCUGUUGUCAACCAAAUCACUGAUGGUCAAAUUCAACACCAAACCUCAGCUGCAUCCGUCGUCAAUCAAAUUGGAGAUGGUCAAAUUCAACACCAAACCUCAGCUGCAUCCGUCGUCAAUCAAAUUGGAGAUGGUCAAAUUCAACACCAAACCUCAGCUGCAUCCGUUGUCAAUCAAAUCACUGAUGGUCAAAUUCAACACCAAACCUCAGCUGAACCAACUGCAACUGCUGCUGCUCAAAUUUCAGAUGGUCAAGUUCAACACAAAAACUCCACUGUUGCUGCUGAAUCAAGAGCUGCUGCCACAACUCUUUCUGAUGGCCAACCACAAGAAUCAGGUGCGUCAAGCGAUGACGAUGACUCCAACUCGUCUAUCCCACAAGCUUGCUCAUCAUCAAACAACUUAGUUAUGAAAUUGGAAGAUAGUGUUUUGACUGACUCACAUGGUAGAAUUGGUGCUAUUGUAGCCAACAGACAAUUCCAAUUCGAUGGUCCACCACCACAGGCUGGCUCUAUCUUUGCUGCUGGUUGGUCCAUUUCAAGUGACGGUUACUUGACUCUUGGUGACUCAAAGGUCUUCUACCAAUGUUUAAGUGGUGAUUUCUACAACUUGUAUGACGAAAAUGUUGCCGCUCAAUGUAAUGCCGUCAAAUUGAAGAUUAUUGACUUUGUUGAUUGUUAA
Molecule: messenger RNA, 1122 nt
Organism: Lodderomyces orthopsilosis Co 90-125
Lineage: Eukaryota; Fungi; Ascomycota; Pichiomycetes; Serinales; Debaryomycetaceae
Gene: PIR1
Product: beta-1,3-glucan linked protein
Exons: 1
Coding region: 1-1122 (373 amino acids)
Biological process (GO): fungal-type cell wall organization
Cellular component (GO): fungal-type cell wall
Molecular function (GO): structural constituent of cell wall
Source: RefSeq, a predicted model, not a curated record